UCCUCCCGGAUCCCAUAUAUCAACACGACUAGAGGGAGUACAGUAGACAAACCGAGGAUAACCAUACGGUUUAAUUAUACCGAACACGACUCGCGGGAGUAGAUAUAAUACAAUAAUAUCAUAUCAUUAAUUUAUGUUCAUGAGACAAACGGAGGAUACACAUAAGGUUUAUGGGAACAUCUACAUCAGUUCUGCUGAGGACAUGCGGAUGUAAAACAAAACAACAGUAGUACAGGACCAUUGCAACACAUCGCUGUCUCCGAACCCCAGAUGAGAUGGACAUCUCAGAGAGUACUCGCAGGGAUCAGCUAGAGAUAUCCAGCAGUGGUUUUACGGAUUCAUCUUCUUGCACUGAAGAGGAAUUAUCUGUGUUUGAAAUUAAAACUGUGCAACCGUUUUCCCUAUCCCUGGAAUCAUCAGAUGAAGAAGACCAACCAGCAGAAGCAAACAAAAAAGUAAAACGCACAAGAAAACCACCUUCAAGAACCAUAGAGGCAAUGGAUAAAGCUGCACAUGGAAGUAACCCUCAACAACGUCAUAUCAACGUGAAAAUGUCCUCAAACACGGAACACCAACGAAUAUAUGAUAAGAAAAAUUACUGCUUUUACUGUGAGAAGCCGUUUGCAAAGAUUACAAGACAUCUGAAGCAAAAGCACUCUGAAGAGGUUGAAGUUGCUAAGGCACUUGCACACAGGCAAGGUUCAACCAUGCAUGUUCUUCUGCUGGGGAAAAUAAGAAAUAUGGGAAAUUACAACCAUAACUGUUCAGUCCUAUCCUCUGGGAAUGGACAAAUAAUACCAAAAAGACAAGCAACCUAUCCAACCACAGCAACAGACUAUCUGCCUUGCAAGUUUUGCUUCGCUAUGUAUGUCAGAAAAGACCUCUGGAGACAUCAUAAGCGUUGCAAACUGCAAGUGGAAAGCGAUGGACCGGUGAAAAGAAAAGUUCAGGCAAGUUGUUCACUGAUGUUGCCCAUGGACACAACAAUUUCCAGCGGACUCAAAGAAAUUCUUCAGGACAUGACAUAUGACAUUGUGACGCAAGUGGUGAAAUCGGACAACCUGAUACUUUCACUGGGAGAAAGAAUGUUCCUAAAAAAUGGAGAAGUUCAACGUCAUCGGGCAGACAUCAGAAACAAGUUGAGGGAACUUGCAAGAUUGGUUUUGAUGGCGCGAAAAAUUGACAAAGACAUUAUCUCUUUGAAGGACUUGAUCAACCCAGGAAAGUUCAACACUGUACUUGAGGCUGUUAAAAAUAUGACUGGGUUUGAUGCAUUGACAAACCGAUUCUCAGCUCCCUCCACAGCACUAAAACUGCGCCACUCCCUUGUGAAGGUGUCGUAUAUUGUGCAAGGAGAGGCUCUGCGUCAACAGGACAAUGUCUUAAAUGAAAGGGCAGAACAGUUCGUCAAAUUAAUUGAACUAGAAUGGACAAAAGACUUGUCAUCCAACGCACUGCAAACCCUGUCCGAAAAUAAAUGGAACAGCCCAGAAGACAUCAAAAAGCUCCAGGAUCAUUUGAAAACCCUUGCAGAGUUGUACAAAAAAGCACUCAUUGUCCAUCCAUCACAAGGGUCAUGGAGUGAGCUCUCACAAGUCACCCUGACACAGCUGAUUUUAUUUAAUCGAUGUUGUGAGAGAGAAGUUUCAAGGAUGGAAGUAACCACAUACUUGCAGAGAAACAAAAGCAGUAUGCACGAUGAAAUUCUGAAGAGCCUCUCACCAUUUGAGAAGAAAUUGUGUGAGAACUUCAUCAGGGUGGAAAUAAGGGGGAAAAGAGGACAGACGGUACCAGUGCUGUUCCCAACAGAUGUACAAGAGUCUGUGGAACUUCUGAUAAGAACAAGAGAUGAGGUUGGAAUUUCCCCAAGCAACCCUUACAUUUUUUCCCACCCACAUUAUGGAUCUCAGGGGAACAUGCGUGGAUGUGAGUGCUUAAAGCGAUAUGCCGAAAGCUGUGGAGCUCAACAUCCAGAAAAUAUCACAUCAACAAAACUACGAAAGCAUGUAGCUACAGUAUCACAGCUUCUGAACCUUCAAACUCGUGAACUUGACCAGCUAGCUACAUUCAUGGGUCAUGAUGUUGAGAUCCAUAGGGAGUUUUACAGACUUCCUGGCGAAACCCUUCAUGUUGCUAAGGUUAGCAAUAUUCUUCAUGCCCUGCAAGAUGGAAUGGGACAAUUCAAGGAAGAAUCCCUGGAAGACAUUACCCCAAACAUCAACUAUGAAGAGGUGUUCAGCAACUUUGAUGCAGAGGAUGUCCAAUCUGAGCAGACUGCCACAACAAGUCAAGAAGGAAACUCAGAGGAUGGAUAUUCUGAUGAAUUCGCUGCUAUCUCAAGACAAGCAAUUGGAGACAUUCAAAAAUCAAGUCAAAAGGCGAAACCCAGAAGACCUUUGUCCGAGACCGAGAGACAAGCUGUGGAACAUCAUUUCAAGGACUAUCUGAUGCAAAUGAAGAUCCCUGGAAAAACGGACUGUCAAGGAUUCUUGAAUGGAAAUCCAAGGCUAAGGGAUCGUGGAAGAGACUGGAAAGUAGUGAAAUACUUCAUGCACAACAAAAUAAUGUCUCUCAAGAGAAAGUUGUGCCAAUAGUAUUAAGACCAAUAGUCAAAAUUAACUGCCGAAUUCUGGGCGCUUGCACUAUGGAGCAUCAAUGUUAUGUGCCUCUGUUAGGUCACUAUUGUUUCCUGUUUGAUUGGGGUCUUCCUCUGGUGACUUUCAGCACCUUCAGACAAUUCUAUUUAGGCAACGGCUCCUAAUUAACCAGUCUCCCCUCCCAACUUCACUGCAGCAAAACCUCAGUAGUUUGUUUCCUGGUUUUCAGGUACUUUGCUAUUUGUCAAUAAACUAAAAACGAAGAAAUUAAAA
Molecule: messenger RNA, 2870 nt
Organism: Gadus morhua (Atlantic cod)
Lineage: Eukaryota; Metazoa; Chordata; Actinopteri; Gadiformes; Gadidae
Exons: 6
Coding region: 276-2594 (772 amino acids)
Source: RefSeq, a predicted model, not a curated record